AUGGCCGACGACCCCGCUAACUGGUUGCACCGACUGGGUCGCCUCGUACCUACCAGCACAACCGAGUUUGCCGCUGGAUAUACCGAUGGAGUCGACCUCUACGCACAUGUAUACUACAUUGGGCGUGGUCCUGGCGCAAAUGUCAAAGUUCAUCUCUCCAAAAGAGCAACUGGUCUAAUCCAUGCCAUCAUUCGGUGGAGCGAAGAUAUGCAAGCCUUCACCAUCGAGGACCACGGUUCGAUGAACGGGACAUACGUCAAAGGGAGGAAAAUUGAAGCUCCCGUUGCUCUCGAGAACAGAACCGCUAUAUCACUGGGACCACCCAACGCCAAUAACUGCGGUUUCACCUUCUACGGUCUUGAGGCACUCGAUGACAUCGUUCGCAAAUAUAUCACGGAGUACACUAUCGGCGCGGGCUCGUUCGGUAGGGUUUAUCAAGUCAGGCUGCGCGCCGACCCGAGCAGGGUCUAUGCAGUCAAGGUGACGCGCUACUGCACGGACGAAGAAGAGUGGAGUGGGUUGUAUUCUCAACAGCAAGCUCUGGAUGAGGCGCAUGCCCUACGCAUUGCUGGCGAUCACCCGAACGUUUGCUCUUUCGUUGAAUACUUCGUGCUUCCAGCGCGAGCGACCGUCUGUAUUGUCACACCUCGUUAUUCCACGGACCUCUUCACGCGUUACCAGAACUGCCGCCCAACUCUUGCGGAGGGUCAGUCCAUCAUGUGGCAGGUGCUGACAGGCCUGGCGCAUAUCCACGGUCUUAACAUCGUCCAUCAGGACCUCAAGCCCUCGAACAUUUUCGUGGAAGGGAACCAGGUUCUCAUUGGGGACUUUGGGCUCGUAGCCGCUCCCGAGAACUGCAACGGUGCGGGUACAGUCUGGUAUACUGCUCCUGAAGGUAUACGGAAGAUGAAACUCCGAAACCCCACCGGGCUCGACGACUUCAGCGCCGGUGUCAACGGCUUCCAUCUGUUCAUGGGUAAUCUGUUCAAGAGUCCGUGGGACAUCGCGGGCCCGGCCGAAAACACGGUAGAGUCCCUUCUGGAGUGGGUUAAUGUGCGCUGUAUCCGACUUGUCCCCUUAUACGAGGCCAACCUUCCCAACGACGGUGAGACACCUAUACACUCUCAUCAUUUCGAUGACUCAACGCCCAAUGAAGCGCUCGACGUCCUCAUCGGUCUUUCGAAUCCCGACCCGGACAAGCGCUGGAAUGUCAAACGCGCCUUGGAGUCACCCUGGAUCGCGGCCGGGCGGGAUGUCUUCAUGGACGCCAUCGAGAACGAUACUCAGCCGACUGCUCCAUACGCUCAUAUUGAAGAAGGCAAGUCUAUCUCAUGUUGCAUCAGACGGGGCAUCGGCUGA
Molecule: messenger RNA, 1359 nt
Organism: Peniophora sp. CBMAI 1063
Lineage: Eukaryota; Fungi; Basidiomycota; Agaricomycetes; Russulales; Peniophoraceae
Source: the annotation of a GenBank genome assembly